Messenger RNA from Prorocentrum cordatum, 309 nucleotides. NCBI's taxonomy places the organism in Eukaryota, Dinophyceae, Prorocentrales, Prorocentraceae. The record is from the annotation of a GenBank genome assembly.
GCCGGGAUCCCAGGGCCGAUCGACGCGGUGUUGAGGAAGUGGAGGCGCCUUAACCCCGAGUUCGAGUUUUUGCUCCACGACGCGUCGGACAUGCGCCAGCUCAUAGCAAGCGAAUUCGAUGAGAUCUUCCUGCAGAUCUUCGACUCGCUGGGGCAGUACCAGCAGAAGGCCGACCUGUGGCGCCUGUGCGCGCUGUUCGUCUCCGGCGGCGUCUACGUCGACGCCGACUACGCGCCCUUCGGGCCGCUCCGGGAUUUUCUGACGCCUGGCGUGGAGCUGGUUGUGCCGGUGUGCGCUCCUGUGAUGUAG